Ailuropoda melanoleuca (giant panda) is the source of this 3730-nucleotide messenger RNA. It is a transcript of the gene ZNF280C, whose product is annotated as zinc finger protein 280C. NCBI's taxonomy places the organism in Eukaryota, Metazoa, Chordata, Mammalia, Carnivora, Ursidae. The record is from RefSeq and is a predicted model, not a curated record. The transcript has 21 exons. Gene Ontology annotation, biological process: regulation of DNA-templated transcription. The coding region runs from base 208 to 2499 and encodes 763 amino acids. Gene Ontology annotation, molecular function: RNA polymerase II cis-regulatory region sequence-specific DNA binding; DNA-binding transcription factor activity, RNA polymerase II-specific.
UCUGAGGCGCUCAUUCCGCGCUGGGAGUCGCCGAGGCCGGCGCUGUUUCUGUGGCCGCCGCCUAGUGUCUUCGCGCUCCUCCCUUUCCUCCUCCUCUUUCUCCUCCUCCUUCGAGUCCCAGUCAGGGCGACCUGCUCUGCUCACGGGCAGAAAACUAAGACUUAACUUGCUAUCUUCUCUGGAGUCAUAUGGUGACUCUGCAACUUGAUGGACGACGACAACCCUUUUCAAUCAAAAAAUAAUUCAAAAAUGGCAGAACUCUUUAUGGAAUGUGAAGAAGAAGAACUGGAGCCAUGGCAGAAGAAAGUAGAAGAAAUUCUGGAUGAAGAUGAUGAUGAGCUGAUCUUUGUUGGAGAGAUAUCAAGUUCAAAACCAGCCAUUUCAAAUAUUUUGAACAGAGGUAACCCCAGCUCAUCUUCAAAGGGAAUAAAGAAUGAGACACUCUCUCAAGGUGUUACUGAUCCAUUCAAGCCUACAAGUCAACACUACAAAGAUCCAACAUCAAAUCCAGUGGCUGCAUUGCCUAGAUUUCAUCCUGAAUCUAAAUCUUCACAGAACUCUGUUAUUGUUCAGAACGUGUCUAAACCAGAUUUUACAAAGAAUUCAUCACAAGUUGAAUCGGAUGAUUCUUCAGAGUUACUCUUUGACUUGACCCAGGAUACAAUUCCACUGUCCCAAGAGGGAUCAACAAUUUACAUAGAAGGUAUAGAUGAAACUCUGCCUAUAUUAAAACGUUCUUCUGCUUCUAAAGUAAACAGUGUUACUCCAAAAAAGCCAAAGACCAGCGAAGGUAUUUCUGAAAUAAGUCCUUGUGCUUCAUUGUCUCUAACUAACUCUCCUCCAGUGACAUCUUCCCAUGUUAUGAUAUCAAAAGGUACAAAUACCUCAUCAGCUCACUAUAAAACUGGAACACCUUUUCUAAGAUCUUGUCCAAAGUGCAAUGUAAAGUUUAAUCUUCUGGAUCCUUUGAAAUAUCACAUGAAGCGUUGUUGUCCAGACAUGGUAAAUAAAUUUUUGGAAAUGAUUAAAGCAGAACUUGCAAUUACUGAAAAUAAGAAUAAGACUGGUGCAGAGAAAGGAAAAUUGAUCAUGUUAGUUAGUGACUUUUACUAUGGAAGACAUGAAGGAGCUGUUGAUGAUGAACAGAAGACUUACACAACCUUUAAAUGCUUCAGUUGCUUGAAAGUUCUUAAAAACAAUAUUAGGUUUAUGAACCACAUGAAGCACCAUUUGGAACUUGAGAAGCAGAACAGUGAGAGCUGGGAAAACCACACCACCUGCCAGCACUGCUACCGUCAGUAUCCCACACCAUUCCAGCUGCAGUGUCACAUUGAGAGUACACACACUCCCCAUGAGUUUUCUACUAUUUGUAAAAUCUGUGAAUUAUCAUUUGAAACAGAACAUGCUCUUUUGCAACAUAUGAAGGAUACUCAUAAACCCGGUGAAAUGCCAUAUAUUUGCCAGGUGUGCCAGUUUAGAUCAUCAACAUUUUCUGAUGUAGAAAGUCAUUUUAGAGCAUCCCAUGAAAACACUAAGAACUUGCUUUGUCCAUUUUGCCUCAAAGUUAGUAGAAUGGCAACUCCCUACAUGAAUCAUUACAUGAAGCAUCAGAAAAAAGGAGUUCAUCGUUGUACAAAAUGCAGACUCCAAUUUUUGACCUGCAAAGAGAAACUGGAUCACAAGACCCAGCAUCGGACCUUUAUAAAGCCUAAAGAGCUAGAAGGAUUGCCUCCUGGUACAAAAGUUACUAUUCGAGCCUCAAUUGGACCACUUCAUUCAAAACCAGUUACUACAUCUCCCAGUAGUAGUGUUCCAAGCACUUCUUCUUUUCAGCUCUCACCUGUGAAGUCUAAAAGUACAGCUGCUAAAAAUCCCACAAAAUCUAACACAAGUAAAUCUAAGACAAGUAAGCCUCAUGCAGCUGUCUCCACUGCAACUAAACCUAAUGCCAGUAAGCGAGGUAGAGGUGCAUCUAAAUGCAAGACUAAAACUAAAACCUCUUACAAGCAAAAGAAACAACGCAACAGAAAGAAUAAAAUCAGCAUAGCUUUGAAGAACUUAAGGUGUCGUCGAGGCAUUCACAAGUGCAUUGAGUGUCAUUCCAAAAUUAAAGAUUUUGCAAGCCACUUUUCGAUAUAUAUCCAUUGUAAUUUUUGCAAAUACAACACUAACUGUAACAAAGCCUUUAUAAAUCAUAUGGUGAGCUCUCAUAGCAACCAUCCGAGUAAACGGUUUUAUAUUUUUAAGAAGCAUUCUGGAACUCUCAGAUGGGCAGAGACACAGAAAGAAUGUGACUUGCACAUGCUCUACAAAUGGGGCAUUACUCUAGUGUGCCUUAAAUGUGACUUCCUAACUGAUUCUUCUGGUUUAGACCGUAUGGCUAAACACUUGUGUCAACGCAAAACUCAUACUUGCCAAGUUAUAAUAGAGAAUGUUCCCAAAAGUACCUCAACUUCUGAACCCACUUCUGAACCCACUUCUGACCGCUUGUUGAAAUAGAUUCCUGCUCUAUGGAGCUCGUGCAACCUGGUGCAAGACAAGUUGGAAUUUCCUAAGUUCAAAGUUCUGAAGUGUUUUCUUACACAAAGGCAGUUUCCUAAGUUCAAACUUCUGAAGUGUUUUCUCACACGAAGGCGGUUAAACAGCCAAGUUCAUGACACUAGCUCUGAUUCAGCUCUUUUCAGCUUUCAGAUGGCACUAGAUUCUUAUUCCACCUUAUCUUUGUGUCAGGUUAACAUAUCUUAACAUAUGCUUUUUUCUCCAGUUGGCUCUCUCCAAAAAUAACUUUUGUUGCUAUGGUCUUUUUUUUGCUUUGCUUAAAAUAAUUUGUGUUUUUCUCUGCUGUACUUGCCUUCAGAAUAUUGCAUUCCAAAUGAUAUGGCUCUUCAUUUUCUUUGUCUGUUUUGUCUGGUUUCUUAGUUAAUUUCUUAUAAGUCUUACAAUUUUAGGUCAGAUAGCUGUCUUUUUCCUCUUUCCUUGCCUGUCAUUGUUCUAUUUUUCAUAUUUUUCAGAUGCAGAAGCAACACAGAAAUUUCAAAAAAUGUCCAGGAUACUCCUGGUCAGUGUCCCCCUUCGCUGGACACAACUGAUGCCUGUUCUCUCUUUCCAAGGAAUGUGAAUUAUUUGACUGUGAGACCUCCUCUAGAUUGUGGCCUUAAGAAAUCAGACCUUGGGGAGAGUCCCUUCCUUCAUGACUGGCCUCCCAUAAGGCUGAUGCUAAUUUGGCCAGAGAUGGACCUCAAGGCCCACCAAAUUGAGCACAACUUCCCACUGGGGGCUUUGGUUUUUGAUCUUAUGCUUAUGGGUUCAUUCUAACCAAGAAAGACCCAUCAAAUCAAUUCUUCAACAUCUAAGUUGAAGUUUAAUCAUUUUGGCUGCUGCCCUUUAAUCUUUGUCUAGUAUGCAUGCAGUCCAAGGAAUAUAAAAACUGGUUGUGUAGGGAACCAAGAUUACUUUCAUGUUCUUGGAAAAAAAGUUUCUAAAACUACAGUUCCAAAGUUAUAGUUAUUUGUACUGUCAUUUGAAGUUUUAUCCAGUAUUAUUAACCCUAGGAGUUUUCAGCAAUACUAAUAUUCAAAAAUUUUUAAGUUUAAUUUUAUCUUGGUUUUAUAUUGUCCUUCACCAAAUUUAUUAGUGUGUGUUUUGUUAUGUCCACUUUUAUCUCUUCUCUCUAAAACUUUUGUUUUGUGUUUUGUUUUGUUAAGAACCUCAAGAAAUUUUUUAGAAUUCU